This is a messenger RNA of Colletotrichum truncatum, 1419 nucleotides long. RefSeq names its product alternative oxidase. The record is from RefSeq and is a predicted model, not a curated record. NCBI's taxonomy places the organism in Eukaryota, Fungi, Ascomycota, Sordariomycetes, Glomerellales, Glomerellaceae.
AUGGUGUCACUGUCCCCAAAAGUCGCUCCGAUCGCCAUACUGGUGGCGGUUUGGGUCAUCGCCCUAUCUGCUCGCCAUGGAGCCGUUGCCCCUGAGGUUGGCGACUAUGUAGGCGAGAAAGCGGCUCAUUAUAGAAACAAGGUAUCGGAUUACUUCCAACGCAGGAGGGGAUGGAAAGAACCCGACUUCAAGGCCGCUUGGCUUGCGGCGGACGUUGACCUCAACACGACCCGGAUCUCGCAAUACUGCGCCAAGUCCACGUGGCGAGAAGACAUCGUCCUGGAACUGUACAUGGCCCGCGGCGGCCUCGGCAACAUACGCGCCGAGAUCCUCGACUUCAUCCACUUGGCCGUCAUCGUUGGCGCGCCCAUAAUUCUGCCCCAGUACUCGAUGCGCCGGUCCAAAAGCUCAGGGGCUGAUGCCCUCGGUUUCCCCGACGAGGACAUUGGCUGGCACGACUUCGGACACAUCUUCGACACGGAGUGGUUCGUCUCCACAAUGCGCGAGCACUGCCCUCAGAUGACUAUCUACCGCACACUCGCCAACAACCCCAGCAACACGACCAUCGAGAACAUCUUUAGUCCGGUCCGCGCCCGCACCGACUGCAACGCCGAUGAGACAGAGGCCGCUGCAGUCCAGGCCCUCAAUGAUUGGAUCCCUCAGCAGCCCGGUUACGUCCCAGGCAGCCCGGUCCGCAUAAGGGUCAAGGCCAACCUGCUCAUCUACAACAUGCACCUGCGCCCGAAGCUGCGGACGGCGUUAGGCCGGCUGCUGCGAAUCGCGCCGACCAUUCGGGAGCUGGCGGCCGAGACGUCGUUCGCAUUGCACGAGCGGUACGGUGAUCUGGUGCAGGUUGACCCACGAGAGCAGCUGCACCGGGGCGGAUACUGCGGCGUGCACAUGCGCACCGAAGAAGACGCAGUGAGGGUCGGCUGGACCGGCUAUUUCAGCUUCAAGAGUCAAACAAACGAGUUCAUUGAGCUGUGCGGGCGGAAGGGAUUCCGCGUUAUGUACGUCGCCAGCGGGCGGCAGGAAGACAUUGAUCGGCUUGCGACCAAAGCAUGGGAGACGGCGGGAAUGACGGUGAUCAGCAAGUCCGACCUUCUGGACACGCAGCGACACAGGGAUUUGCUCAAAGAGAUGUCUUUUGACCAGUUAGGUGCGCUGGACUACGAAGUUCUUGCGCGGUCGAGCUUUUUCAUUGGGCCGGAGAUGAGCAGCUUCAGCUGGAACCUUGCUAUUAGGAGGCAUUUCAACAACCCCGAAACCUGCGACGGUUCAGCGGCCUGUGUGUAUCCAUAUGCAAUUCAAGAGGACGAGCCGCUGGUUGUGUUUGAUGACAGUAUUAGUCGGAUCAUUCUCAAGCCAAAUGGUAUAGGGUACUUGCAGGCGUUCGCACCAGGGGGCAUGUUCCCAUAG